Anopheles coluzzii is the source of this 1091-nucleotide messenger RNA. RefSeq names its product putative tRNA (cytidine(32)/guanosine(34)-2'-O)-methyltransferase 1 (gene Trm7-32). The record is from RefSeq and is a predicted model, not a curated record. Gene Ontology annotation, molecular function: tRNA methyltransferase activity. Gene Ontology annotation, biological process: cytoplasmic translation; tRNA methylation. Gene Ontology annotation, cellular component: cytoplasm. Bases 128 to 1051 code for a protein of 307 amino acids. The transcript is spliced from 3 exons. NCBI's taxonomy places the organism in Eukaryota, Metazoa, Arthropoda, Insecta, Diptera, Culicidae.
UAAAUAGCUGUCAAGUGCAGAGGAAAAAACCGCACGCAUCAACAACACAUUUUUCCUCUAGCGAUAGUACUGGGAAAACAUUUAUUGAGAGGAGAAGUGUCCAGUGGUUGCAGUAAAACAAUAUAAAAUGGGUAAAACUAGCAAAGACAAGCGCGAUAUCUACUAUCGCCUAGCGAAGGAAGAAGGUUGGCGGGCGCGCAGCGCAUUCAAGCUCAUUCACAUUGACGAAGUGUUCCAGAUAUUUGACGGUGUAACGCGAGCGGUCGACCUGUGCGCCGCCCCGGGCAGCUGGAGCCAGGUGCUGUCGAAGCGGCUGUACGAAAGCCGCGAUCCGGCGGAGCGGGAUGAGGUGAAGAUCAUCGCCGUGGACCUGCAGACGAUGGGUCCGCUGCCGGGCAUUAUCCAGCUCCAGGGUGACAUUACCAAGCUGAGCACGGCGGAAGCAAUCAUCGAACACUUUGGCGACCAGCAAAAAGCUCAGCUCGUUAUCUGCGACGGUGCACCGGAUGUGACCGGUUUGCACGAUAUCGACGAGUACAUCCAGUCGCAGCUGCUGCUGGCGGCACUGAACAUAACGACACACGUGCUCACGCCGGGCGGUACGUUUGUGGCGAAAAUCUUCCGUGGCAAGGAUACGUCGCUGCUCUACUCGCAGUUGCGGAUAUUUUUCGAGCGAGUCACUAUCGCCAAACCGCCCAGCUCGCGAAACUCCAGCAUUGAGGCGUUCGUGGUGUGUCAGGACUACAGGCCACCGGAGGGCUACGUGCCGCAGCUUAUCAAUCCCAUGCUGGACGACGUUCAGGUGAUAGCGUGCGAAACGAGCGCUCCCGUCAAUCGGUCGAUCGUACCUUUUCUGGUGUGUGGUGAUCUGCGCGAAUUUGAUUCCGACAUGUCGUACAGUUUAAAUAUUGAUCCGGAAAAGGAUUACGAGUAUCGGGACGUGGUGCAGAAGCCACUUGCGCCGGCCUACAGUGAGGUACUGGAGCGGAUGAAAACGACCUCCCUCAAGCAUGGCAGCAUAAAGGUGGAAGCGGAUAAAAAGAAGGAUUAAAUAAAAUCAUUCUUCGAAGUAUUCACUUUUACAACCGUAA